This is a messenger RNA of Clunio marinus, 522 nucleotides long. The record is from the annotation of a GenBank genome assembly. Lineage: Eukaryota; Metazoa; Arthropoda; Insecta; Diptera; Chironomidae.
AUGUCUCGAAAAGAUAAAUAUGAGACAAUAAACAGGAGACAACAGACUUUCAUGUCUGCUGAAGACUUUGCAGCCGGCAGAAAAUCAUCGUGGCAAGGAGUAGAGAUUACAGGCAAUGUCCGUAAUAUCAGCCCACAAUUGUGGCAGUUUGAACAUCUCACAGCUUUGUAUCUCAAUGACAACUUUUUAACUCGAUUGCCACCUGACAUUGGGCUCCUCGUCAAUCUGAGGACAUUAGAUUUGUCGAACAACAAGUUGAGGAGCUUACCCGCUGAACUUGGUGAAUUAAUUCAAUUGAGAGAACUUCAUUUGAGUCACAACAUGCUCCGCAAUCUGCCUUACGAGCUUGGAAAGCUGUUUCAUCUCGUUGUUCUAGGACUUCACGGAAAUCCUUUGACAAAGGACAUCUUAUCAAUCUAUAAUGACAUUAAUGGAACCAAUAAGCUUUUGACGCACAUGCUGGACAAUUACAGUCGUGAGUACAUUUUAUUUAUUAACCUUGAAACAAAUACAUCAACGUAA